Paramuricea clavata is the source of this 3879-nucleotide messenger RNA. The record is from the annotation of a GenBank genome assembly. Lineage: Eukaryota; Metazoa; Cnidaria; Anthozoa; Malacalcyonacea; Plexauridae.
AUGGAAAGUUCAUGUGAAAAGAAACAAACUAAUCCAGGAGGUACUCGUACCUUUUGUUCAGCUAUUAACUGCACAAACAGCAAGCUCAAAAAUCCUGAUCUAAGUUUUUUCCGUUUCCCAUGUGAUGAUAAAAGGUAUGAAAAUCAAACAAUAAAUUUUCUCUUAAAAUAUAUGCAGUAAAAGUAGACUUGAAAACCAAGGUUUUGAAAAAUUGUCUUUCAGAGCAAAAGAGUGGGUUGUUCUAACCAGACGUCAGGAUCUUCUAAAGAAAUCCCCCAAAUACUUGCACCAAAAUUGCAAAUUGUGUUCCAUACAUUUUGAGGAAUGCAUGUUCUCUAAUGAGUCAAAGAGCAGGCUUCGACGUGAUGCAAAGCCAACAUUAUUUAACAUACCAAACCCACCUGCCAGAGUGGGUUUUAAAAGAAAAUUGAUUGAGAGAGACCCCAUCACCCAUUCUCAAGGUAAUAAUGCAAAAUUAUAACUCCUUGUAACCCAUUGAGUGGCAUCACUCUCCCCCUGACAAGUAAAAUUGUCUGGCAUUAGACAGAGUAAAAUAAUAAAGCAGAGACCAACUGGGCACAUUGCCACUUAAAAACUACCUUGCCUUUAUUUCUUUAUAUUGUUAUAUAAUUUUUUGUUUUCAUAUUCAUUUGGCAAAAUAAAUUUGAUUGGGUCAUUCCAGAAAACAUCCAUACCACCCCCACAGACAAAAUAGGAAGUUAACCCCCUACCCCCUUUGGAUGUCCUAAUACACUUACUAUUAUCAGAAACAAUUUUUUCUCCCCUCACCCUCUGGACGGCAGAAAUUUCCUCCAUGGGGUGAGUAUGGGUCUUUUCUGGAAUGACCCAUUUGAUUUGAUAAAAGGGUUAACAGAGUUACUGUCAAGUGGCUAAAUAAAUUAAUAUUCUUCAUAUAGAGAAAAGACAAAAACUACAAGGGGACCCAACCGAUAAAGGUAUGCAAAAAUAUAAACAAUAUUUCAUGUUAACAAAUACAAAAUUCAAGGCAACUGUGCUGCAACAAUUUAAGUUAUUAACCCUUAGAGUGCUGCCAGCGUUCUCUCUUUAACAACUAAAAUCAUCUGGCAUUAGAGUAAAAUCAUCUGGCAUUAGACAGAGUAAAAUAAUAAAGUAGGGUGCAUCAGGCACAAUGUAACUCAAUGACUUAACUAGAGGCAUGGCCAGAUAGGCCAGUUAACCCUUUGAGUCCAAAUUAUUAUUUUACUCUGUCCAAUGCCAUAUUAUUUUACUCAUCAAUAGUGCUGCCAGCCAAUUUGAGCACCAGUGCAGAGGUGGCAUGGAGGGAAAUUUUUCUCACUUACAUUUUUAAGAUUUUAAAAACCCCUAGAUGCACAGCAAUUCAAUGGUUAUCCAUCUUCAUAUUAGAAUAUUUUAUCCUCAUCCCCCACCUAUCUACAAUAUUGAAAUUGUGACCAUGACUUAGUCACAAAAUUUUAACCAAAUAGAAUCCACUACUUCUAUGACCCCCUUACUUUUUUCUCACUUUUCACUUGGAAGGGGAAAGAGAUGAUUACUAUUAGGAUAUUAGUAACAGUUAAGUGGAGGAGAGGCCAACAAUUCUAUGACACAAAACAAUUUAUUACUUAGAAGAUAUUAGGCUAAUUUUAUACUUAAGGUGACUGUUACAUAUAGAUUGUACAUCAAAUGUCAUUGGAGAAACAACAGCUGAGGAGGCAACACCUGAAAAUAUAACGAGAUCGGAAGAAUUACAAGAAAGGAUUGUUGAUGAUGCAGGUUACAUAAACACUGUGUCAGUUUCAUUUUUGGCAUAAAUGCACUACACAUGCACUGACAUUUAACUUAUAACUUUUAGAUAUUCCAGAAAUAACAACUGACAAUACAAUAAUGGUUGAAGAAAAUAGCAGUUGCUCCAAGACAGAUUUCUGCAGUCAGACUGAGAAAGACUUCUCAAUAAAUUCACCUAGAAAAAAGAAACAGAAGAAAAUUAUUCAUGCUCAAAAUAAAAAGAUCAAACGGUUGCAGGCCACCAUCAAGAGGUUAAAAUCGAGCAAGAAAAAACAAGGAGAUGCAUUGGAUAAAGCACUGGAAAAACUGCCCAAAAACCUGGCCAAUUUCGUGAAGGCACAAAUCAAACUUCAUGGCAUAAAGAAGAAAGGUAGAAGAUACUCACCUGAAUUGAAAUCUUUAGCCAUUUCAAUUUAUCAUGCAAGUGGCAAAGCAUACAGACUCCUAACAAAACUGUUUAUUCUUCCCACCAAAUCCUCAUUACGUCGAUACAUAUCCAAAAUGCCAACUUUACCAGGUUUCACACAGGGAGCUAUCAAUAUUAUAAAAAGUAAAGUGUCGCAGAUAGGUGAACAAGAAAGGCUUGUAACAUUAUGUAUGGAUGAAGUAUCUCUGAAAACUCAUUUGUAUUAUGACAUUUCUGCAGAUAAGAUUGUUGGUCUUGAAGAUUAUGGGAGUGGAUACAGAACAAACAAAGUAGCAACUUCAGGACUUGUUUUUCUUGUUCGCAGCAUCACCGGGGGAUGGAAGCAACCUCUUGGUUAUGCAUUGGUAAAUGGAGCAUGCCCAGCAGAUGAAAUGGAAAUGUUGAUAAGAGAGGCCAUUGACAAGCUUAAAGGUAUUGGCUUAACAGUUGUUGUUGUGAUGUCUGAUAUGGGGUCAAAUUUUCAAAGUCUGGCGAAGCACUUGAAUAUAACACCUGAAAAGCCAUGGUUUAUUCAUAAUAACCAAAAGUACUUUGUUAUGUUUGAUCCACCACAUCUGUUAAAAUGUGUCAGAAACAACUUAAUGAAAUACUCAUUCAAAUUUGGCUUGUACAUUGCAACAUGGAAGGAUAUUGACAGCUUUUACAGCAACGACAAGACUCUUGCCAUACGAACAGCACCAAAGUUGACUGAAAAACACCUUCAUCCAAAUGGCUUUUCUAAGAUAAAAGUCAAGUACGCAACACAGGUCUUCAGCCACACUGUAGCAGCUACAAUAUGCUCAUAUGUCAGCAUGGGAGGGCUACCACAAAGUGCUUUGGGUACAGCUGAGCUCCUUUUUCAAUUUGAUUCAAUUUUUGACUGUGUCAACAGCUCCACAAUCCAUUCUACAAAGAAGUUAAAAUGUGCUAUGAGUGAUGCAACUUCCCAUGAACGUUUUAUAAAGGAUUCAAUUAAAUUCAUAAUGAGCUUAGAGGUUCUUGAUGGAGUCAACAUUGUGACUGGACGAAUUAAGUGUCUUCAAGGAUGGCUGGUUACACUUAAUGCUAUUCUUCAAAUAUGGGAGCACCUAAAAACAAUGCAUGAUUUUAAAUUUUUACUCACCAGAAGACUGAACACGGAUCCCAUAGAAAAUUUCUUUGGCGCAAUCCGUCAACAAGGGGGAAAUAGUGACAACCCGACACCAGUUCAAUUCACUCGCGCUUUCCGUAAAUUGUUUUUCAGUUCUUUCCUUGAAUCUUCAACAGGUAAUUGUGAUCAAGACUUGGAUACUCUUCUUGCACAGUUUUCCAAAGAUAAAUCAAAUAUGCCUGUCCUGGUCAGCCCAAAAGAACAGCCAAAUACCCUGGACAUCGGUGCUACAGAUUAUAGUGAUAAGAAUGUCGGUGAUGGUCUCAUUGAAGCCAAUGCAACUUGUUAUGUGGCAGGGUACCUUCUGAUGAAAUGCCUGAAAAGACAUACAUGUCAAGUGUGCAAGGACAAACUAAUAUCCAACACAUUAGAUGACAACAGAAAACUAUUUUGUUUUUUAAAGGCAUACGACACCGAUAAAUCAACCUUUGGUGGUUUACAUGUGCCAUCGAUGUCCUUUUUGGACUUUGUAACGAAAAUGGAAGAUGCUUUUGUAGCCAAUUUUCAGUUUUUUCAAAGAGUUCAUGCAUUGGAUGGCAUCUCCUUGCAAAAUUAG